AUGGACAUUAAUAAUUUGACCGCUAAAAUGAGCUUCGAAGAUUCCCCCAACCCACCUAAAAGUGCUAAGAGAGUGGAUUAUUUAAAAUGGGAAGACUAUUUUAUGGCGACUGCUGUACUAGCUGCACAUCGCAGCAAAGAUCCAAACUGCCAGGUCGGGGCAGUUAUUGUGAACACCGAUAAAAGAAUUGUUGGCAUCGGAUAUAAUGGAAUGCCUAAUGGAUGCUCCGACGAGGUGUUCGACUGGACUCAAACCAAUAAACAAUUAUAUGUUUGCCAUGCAGAAAUGAACGCUAUUCUGAACAAAAACGUGAUUGAUGUGAAGGGUUGCGAUCUAUACGUUACCCGGUAUCCAUGCAACGAGUGUGCGAAGGUGAUCAUCCAGUCCGGAAUCAAGAACAUUUAUUACAUCUAUAACAAACACCCAGACAAGCCCAUUUACAUCGCUUCUGGGAAAAUGCUUGAAGCUGCUGGUGUUAAAGUCAAUAAAUUUGUACCCGAGAAGAAUAUAAUCUCGCUUGAUUUGACGCCGCCCCAAAUGCGUUAUUAA
Molecule: messenger RNA, 549 nt
Organism: Spodoptera littoralis (African cotton leafworm)
Lineage: Eukaryota; Metazoa; Arthropoda; Insecta; Lepidoptera; Noctuidae
Source: the annotation of a GenBank genome assembly